AGGCGGCCCGUAUAAAUGCCAAGUUCCCCCACUGUUGAGCACAUCAGUCGACAAGCAGCAGCGCGGCAUCUGGCCCAGCACAGGGACCUGAGCAGCCGCGGCAUGAAUCCCUUCAAGGUGCUGACGGUCGCCAUGUGUGCCGUCCUAGCGAUGGCAGGCGACAUUGGAGGAGGCGGAGGUGGCGGAGGCUACGGCGGCGGCGGGGGUGGCUUCGGAGGUGGCCUCGGAGGAGCCAGCUUCCUAGGUGGAUUCGGAGGCGGAGGCUUUGGCGGAGGCGGCGGCGGAUACGGUGGCGGUGGAUUUGGAGUCAAACUUUUCCCAUGCCUGAAGCAACUCUUUAUCUGCCCUCUCUUGCAUCUUCCCUCAGGCGGUGGUGGCGGCGGCGCCAGCAAGACCAUUGUGGUUUCCGUCAGCGGUGGAGGCGGUGGUGGUGGUGGAGCUCCCGCUCCCCGGCCCGUAACCCGCUACACUGCCCACAUCGACCGAACGCCAUUGCCCAUCAAGUACAAACAGGGUCUUGUCGCCACCGGCAAUGGCAUCUCCCUUGUCGAGCCCAUCAUGGUUGCCACCCAAGUGCCAGGACCUAGGAUCAGUUUCCCGCAAGGCAUUCCCCGACCACAGCAAGCCUCUGUUCACGUAGCUGAGAUCCAGAGGGUCGAUGGUGGAGGCGGUGGAUUUGGAGGCGGCGGCGGUGGUGGUUUCGGCGGUGGAGGUUUUGGCGGCGGCGGAUUUGGCGGCGGCGGAUUUGGCGGCGGCGGAUUCGGUGGCGGCGGAUUCGGCGGCGGCGGUUUCGGCGGCGGAGGCUUUGGUGGAGGCGGCGGCGGUGGAUACGGAGGCGGUGGUUUCGGAGGUGGACUUACCGGUCUCGGAGGCGGCUUCGGAGGUGGUUUCGGUGGAGGAUUCGGAGGCGGUUUCGGAGGCGGCGGCGGCGGUGGAGGCGGCGGAAGUGUGUUCCCGCACCCCAGAGUUGAAGUAGCCGAAGCCGUGCACAAGAUUCCACUGGGAACAGCAGCCGAUACGCAUAAGGAGGGAGGCGGCGGCGGCCACGGAGGUGGCGGCGAUACUGCUAUCCUGAGCGUUGACGUUCACCACCACGGCGGUGGCGGAGGCGGAGGUGGCGGUUUCGGUGGCGGCCACGGUGGUGGAUUCGGAGGCGGCGGCGGUGGCUACGGAGGCGGCGGACACGGCGGUGGUGGCGGAGGCCACGGAGGCGCUGCAUUUGCUGCCAUUCCAGUGAAGGUGGUUGAGGUCGCCGGAGCCGCCGGCGGUGCCGGCGCCGUAUCGGGUGGAGGCGGAGGCGGACAUCAUGGGGGAGGAUGGCACUAGACCUCAUGACGAACCAACUAGUUGAUAUGAAGAAUUGUCACCAGCUGCGAGCACCUUGCUCCGACCUGCCAAAUGCGCCGCGCAUGGAGGCGCCCACUGUCAGCACUGCCACGGCACCAGAGAACACCAGCCGAACACUGUCAUCCUGUUUUGUAAUAUACUGUUGCGAGACGUUGUGUGAACGUCUCAACCUUUCUGUAAAAUAAACCUUUGUAAAUAUGGUUAAAAUAA
This is a messenger RNA of Rhipicephalus sanguineus (brown dog tick), 1557 nucleotides long. RefSeq lists its product as uncharacterized. The record is from RefSeq and is a predicted model, not a curated record. The transcript is spliced from 4 exons. The coding region runs from base 16 to 1326 and encodes 436 amino acids. Lineage: Eukaryota; Metazoa; Arthropoda; Arachnida; Ixodida; Ixodidae.